AUGGCGAGCCGCAAAGUGCGUCUCAAGAUCGACGCGGGCGACGACCUCGCGGACCACAAACAAGCUGAGCCCAACCUUAAACCGGUGAUCACACGGCCGCGCCCGCCGGCCGACGCGCUGCCGCUGCCGCCCGACGCGCCAAGCGCGCCGAGCGCGCCGCGCGCCCUGCCGCCCGUCCGCGCACCGCUCGGGAAGCCGGUGCGCCCACCGCCGAUUCAGAAGCCGGUGCUGCCGCCGCCCGCACCCGAAGUGCGGCGGUCGCCCGUGUCGCCGCUCGCGGACGCGCUGCGCAACGUCUGGAGCGUCGUCGUCGACACGCCGCGGUCGCUCCUGCGGCGGGCCGCGGCGCGGCGCAGCGGGACGGCCGCGAGCUGGACCGAGCCGGCCCGCGGCGAUGCUCUGCCCGAGUUCACGGCCGACGUCACGUCGACGUCGGUGCCGGCGCCGCUGGCGCGGCCGAAGGCGCGGCGGACGCGCCCCCGACCCGUGCGCAAGGCGCCGCCGAACCCUGCCGCGGCCGCGCCGGUGCUUUCGGCGUCGGUCGAGGCCGCGGCGGCCGACGCCGCGGCGACGCCGCCCGCGGCGACACCGCCCGCGUCCGCGCCGCGCCGCGGCUUCGCGGGCCGCUUCCAGGAGUUCCUGCAGCGGAGGGCGUCGCCCGUGAAAUCACCGGGCAACGUGCCGCCGUCGCCCAUCUUCGCCUGGAUCCCCCGGUUCACGCGGUACUCGCGGCGCUACGACGCGGACGGCCCCGCCGCCCCCGACGCGGACGCGGAGGAGGUCAAGGAGGAGAGAAGUGAAUAGCGCGCGUGUCACGGUUCAAGUUUGUAAGCAUUGUUUGGUG
Molecule: messenger RNA, 844 nt
Organism: Pelagomonas calceolata
Lineage: Eukaryota; Pelagophyceae; Pelagomonadales; Pelagomonadaceae
Source: the annotation of a GenBank genome assembly